AUGUCUGGACCCUUGGAGUCAGAGUUUUUAUUAAUCAGAAGGCGGGACUUAGAGCGUCUGACCACGGAAGUGAUGCAGAUGAAGGAGUUUCUGCCCAAGAUCCUUAAUCAAGAUCUGCUGGAGAGUGUACAGCGGCUGGAGGUGGCUGAGAGCGCUUUGGAGGAGAGAGAACAGGACUGUGAACAUAUCCAGGCCCGAUUACAGGCGACUCAGAAUGAAUGUUUAAGAGCCAAAGAAGAGAAUCUGUCUCUGCUUCUCCAGGUGACUGAGCUCCGAGAACAGAAUGUCCAGCAGGUUGACUUCUGCUCUGAGAUGGGGUCUGCGCUCUGCACAUUGUUGUGGGGAGUCUCUAACAGGGAGGAGACAGUAAGGAGCAUCCUAGGAAUGGAUACGACCGCCGAGUUCUUCAGCUUGGCCGGGCAGACUGUGAGCAGGUUUGUGGAGUCCUUUGCAGUCGAUCAGAAUGAAGACACAGAAGAAAGUCGCUUUGUCCUUGGUCUGGCGGGUACCAUCACAAACGUGGCUGCUGUGUCCUGUGGACGGAGUUUCCUGAUGUCUUCCUGCAGAGAUCUGAUGGAGAAGUGGAUCCUGCUUCUCAGAGAGAUCCGGUCCGGGAGCCACUGCCAGCUGAGAGUUCUCAUCCUGAUGUCUCUUUACAAUGUCUCCAUUCAUCAUGACGGUCUUCUGUGGAUGAGUCGGUAUCCGGGAAUUAUGUCUCAGCUUCAGCAGCUUCUGACGGAUCCUGACAAUGAAGUCUGUCUCCACACCCUGCGUCUCAUCCAGUCCUUGGUUCUUGAGCCGGAUGUUCUGCACAUGUUAUGGGAAGAAGUCCAGCAAUGCCUGCCCCGCAUCACGGAGCUGUCCCAUACAGCCAACUCAGAACUGCGGAAGAUGGCGUCAGAGUUACUGGAGGAGCUGAAGGACCCAAUGGUGGAGGGUUAAUCUGCCUGUGAUGUCAUCUUCUCACUCCUCAUGUCACAAACAAACGAUAUCAUUGUAAGGUUGUGAUAAACAUGGCAUAGAGAAUUUUUUUAGCUGUUAUGUCGUACAACAUGCUGUGAUGUCACUAGUCGAUGAUUUGGGAUUUCACUACCAGAUGCUGUAAUGUUCCUGGGAUAUGAUGUCACUUUAUGUAACAUUCUGUACCUGUGAUGUCAUUACCAGAUAAUGUCACAUCCCUGCACUGUGAUGUCAAGGUUGAUGGCACAUUCCUAGGCGGUGAUGUCACUGUCUGAUUUUAUGUUGCAGAUGUUUCCAUGUUCUUUAGUUUACAUGAUAUAACAUUUAUUGACUGUGAUGCCACUACCUAAUGAGGUCACACUUCUCAGCUGGGAUGAUGAUGAUGCCAUGUUCCUUGGUUCUGAUGUCACUACCAGAUGUUGUCUUGUUCCUUGAAUAUGAUGUCAGAUUCCACAGUUAUGAUGUCACAAGUACACG
Bufo bufo (common toad) is the source of this 1437-nucleotide messenger RNA. Its product is annotated as heat shock factor 2-binding protein-like. NCBI's taxonomy places the organism in Eukaryota, Metazoa, Chordata, Amphibia, Anura, Bufonidae. The coding region runs from base 1 to 942 and encodes 313 amino acids. Gene Ontology annotation, cellular component: cytosol. The transcript has 7 exons. The record is from RefSeq and is a predicted model, not a curated record.